AUGAAUAAGCUAUUAAGCAAUAAGAAAAGGAAAAUUGACAGGGACAUCAAAGAAUAUGCCAACAAGAAAGCAUAUCCCCUACCACCAAUAGUAUCCAAUAUGAACAUACCCCAGGGUUCUCUUAACCAUGGGACUGAUUUAACAACAGAAAGUAAUGACCCAAGGGGUCACAACUCGAAUACGCAGUCCCCGUUACCAUGCAGUAGUGAGAAAAUCAGAAAUAACAACACCCAAGGUCAGGGUCCUUAUUAUGAUAGGCGGAACAACAAUAAUGAUGACCAAAACAAUGCCAAUAAUGACCAGGGUUUUCGGAGGGGCAAUGGACUAAGACACAACAACUUGGAAAGCAACAAGAAUCAACGCCAGAGGAAAAAUCGCAAGACCCAGAGGAGGAGAUAA
Molecule: messenger RNA, 399 nt
Organism: Protopterus annectens (West African lungfish)
Lineage: Eukaryota; Metazoa; Chordata; Ceratodontiformes; Protopteridae
Product: GATA zinc finger domain-containing protein 21-like
Exons: 1
Coding region: 1-399 (132 amino acids)
Source: RefSeq, a predicted model, not a curated record